Nerophis lumbriciformis (worm pipefish) is the source of this 1298-nucleotide messenger RNA. Its product is annotated as histone H1-like. Lineage: Eukaryota; Metazoa; Chordata; Actinopteri; Syngnathiformes; Syngnathidae. Gene Ontology annotation, biological process: nucleosome assembly. Gene Ontology annotation, molecular function: DNA binding; structural constituent of chromatin. The record is from RefSeq and is a predicted model, not a curated record. Gene Ontology annotation, cellular component: nucleosome.
CGGUCCAAAUGUGGGAAAUGUGCGCGUUUUAAACGUCGUAAAUGUACGCAGACACUUGUCUGCUGUGAGGUGGAAUCGUUUUUUGUGUCCAAAAUAAUUUCGACUGCGUCGUUUUAUCGUUCUAAAUGCGCGGAGAAAACACAGGGUCAGGACAGACUUGGCUGAUUGAGUCUCCACGGUUCUCAUAGUGCGUAUAAGUUCCGCCCCUUUGCGCGGCAACAUUCAGACCACUCACAUCUCCCAGUGAACGACGACGAAAGUAAACAGAGAACAUGGCAGAAGUCGCUCCAGCCGCGCCUGCUGCCACGAAGGCGGCGGCGAAGAAAAGGACCACCAAGACCGCCAAGCCCGGACUGAGCGUCUCAACGCGCAUUCUCGAAAUCGUGACCUUAUCCAAGGAGCGCAAAGGUGUUUCCCUCGCCUCCAUCAGGAGCUCCCUGGCCGCCUCCGGCUAUGACGUGGUGAAGAACAAGAACCGUGUCAAGAUUGCGGUCAAGACUUUGCUGGCCAAGGAUAUCCUGGUCCAGACCAAGGGCUCUGGCGCCUCCGGGUCCUUCAAGGUGAACACCGAUGCGAAGAAGCCAAAAGCGCCCGCCGCCAAGGCAAAGACCACCGCCAAGGCAAAGCCCACCGCCAAGAAGUCUUCAGUGAAAAAACCCGCAGCCAAGAAAUCUGUUGCUAAGAAAUCUACCAAAAAAGCAACGACCCCCAAAAAGGUAGCUAAACCAGCGGCAAAGAAGACUACUAAAAGCCCGGCCAAGCGCGCUGCCAAGAGCACGAAGGUGGCCAGAAAAGCCCCCGCGGCCAGGAAGGGUCCUGCGGCCAAGAAGGCCCCCGCAAAGAAGGUGAACAAGCCUAAAGUCAAGACUGCGGCUAAGAAGUGAAUCUAACCUGCACCUUGUCUACUAAAACGGCUCUUUUAAGAGCCACCACAUUUCCUGAUAAAGAGCAAUACAUCUUAGUGUGUCCACAUUGAUAGACCUUCAUCUUAUGGGUGCAAUAAUAGUGCAUACUUCCAUCUACUGUUUAGGCAACAGUAAUUUAUAUUUAUAUAGCGCUUUUUCUCAAGUGACUCAACAUAGUGAAACCCAAUAUCUAAGUUACAUUUAAACCAGUGUGGGUGGCACUGGGAGCAGGUGGGUAAAGUGUCUUGCCCAAGGACACAACGGCAGUGACUAGGAUGGCGGAAGCGGGGAUCGAACCGGCAACCCUCAAGUUGCUGGCACGGCUGCUCUACCAACCGAGCUAUACUGCCCCAUCUACCAUCUUUAAUACAGAAUUAGUCACAAAUAUACAUG